Messenger RNA from Cuscuta campestris, 2257 nucleotides. The record is from the annotation of a GenBank genome assembly. Lineage: Eukaryota; Viridiplantae; Streptophyta; Magnoliopsida; Solanales; Convolvulaceae.
AAAGCGAUCAUGGGUUCUUCUUCUAGAAAUCUUUAUGCAGGAAUUGGAGAAGGUCAAUCAACCUCUAGGCCACUGCUUUUUGAUGGCACCAACUACACAUAUUGGAAAGAGCGGAUGAGAAUUUAUAUCCGCUCAACCAACUUCCAGUUGUGGUUGGUCAUCAAAAACGGCGAAAAACGCCAAUGAAGAAGGUCAAUGAAAAACUCGUCCCAAAGACCGAGGACGAAUUUGGUGCCGAAGACAUCAAAAAGGUGGAGAACUAUGCCAAGGCAAUCAACAUGCUGUACUGUGCGGUCAAUCCUGAUGAUUAUCGCAAGAUCUCUUGCUGCACCACUGCAAAAGAAAUGUGGGACAAGCUGGAAGUCACAUAUAAAGGUACGGACCAAGUUCGGGAAGCCAAAAUUGACUUCCUAACGCAGGAGUACGAGAUGUUCAGGAUGAAGGAAGGCAAAAAGAUCGAUGACAUGUUCGAUCGGUUCUCAAAGAUCAUCAACGACCUUCACGCUCUCAAGAAGACGUACGCCAACAAGGACCUUGUGAGGAAAAUCCUGCGGAGUCUCACACCCGAAUGGAGAUCAAAGUCUGACGCAAUCUACGAAUCCAUCGGAGUCUCCAAUGUCAGCAUCGACGGGCUAAGAGGCCACAUCAAGCCGAGGUGUCCAAAAGGCAAAAGCGGCAAGGACAAACCUGGCUUCAAAAAGCAACGCGCCUACAUCUCAUGGGGUGGCGACUCAGGGGAUGAGUCAAUGGAUCAAGAAGAGGAAGAAGCCGCAAACCUCUGUCUCAUGGCACACGAAGACCACGUCGACGAAGUACAAGAGGGACGGUCGAAGUGCAGAAUUCUGGAAAUCAUGGGGAACCAGCGAUGGGUGGGCUAUACCACCGCUGGGAGGGAAGUCUUCACUUUUUCUAGAACCCCUCUUCCCAUUGAUGGGUGCCUUCUCCCAUUGAUGGGAAAAUCCAAGUCGAAGGCCUCCAAGAAGAAGGGCAACGCUGAAGCUACGACCUCUGCGCCCCAGCCGUUUCCCUAUCUAGACGGCUCAUUUCUUGUGUUCGUGUCGGAGGAAGAACUCACGCGCUUCCUCAAUCACUUUGCCAAACGCCCAAUUUCUCCGCCCAGGGUGCUGCCCGAGCUAUACCCUCAACAAAAGGGGUACCAAGACCUCGUCAAUCAGCUUCAAGCGUCGGGUCUGUGGUCGUUCGUCUCCAUGAGUCGUCAGUCCUACAAUCCCACCUUUGUCCGGGCCUUCUACUCCAAUCUCCGCCGUGACGGGGACACCAUCCGCAGCAGCAUCAAUCUCUACGACAUAGAGAUUGAUUUGCCUACCUUUGCUCGGGUUGCAGGGCUGCCCAUCCGUGGUGACAACAUCGCGACAUAUGGUGGCGACGAUUGGAUCCUCAACAACGAGGCGGUUGUCAUUCGUGAGCUUGGGAUCACCAACUUGAUCCGCCACAGCGGCGCGCCGGCGAUUUACUCAGCCCCACUGGACAAGCGCCUCCUCCUCUACAUCAUCACCCGGAUUCUUCGCCCCCGGGACAGCAGCCAUACCUCGCUCUUCAACGAGGAUUUGAAGGCGAUUCAUGCAAUCAUCCACGGCGCCUCCAUCAAUUGGGCAAAAUUUGUCAUGAUACACAUGGCAGAUUGCGCCUCACUCGCCACCGAGCAGAGCUUGCCGUACGCCUUCCUCAUCAUGGACAUCAUCGUCUCCGCCGAUAUCCACAUCGCCGGGCCAGACACGAAGAUGACGAAGCUUUGGAUGAUUGCCGACAGCACCUUGCGGAAGAAGUCCGGAAACAGAGACGGCGCAGGCCCAAGUCGUGCACCAGCCCCCGCUCCCGCCAAGGCCUCUUUGCAAUCCAUAGCCGAUACCCUGAAUCAGCUAACCCUUACAGUGGAUGGCAUGGGCACCAUUCUCGGCGAAAAAUUUGAAGGCGAGGACGAGGACGACGACUCCUAUGCUUCGUCUCCCUCCCCUGACGAGGUCGACUUUGAGGACGCGGUCGACGGUGAUCCCAUGGACGUCGAGAACGACGAGGAUGACGAUGAGGCGGAGGACGAGGACGCCGAUGCCUAGACUCUUCUUUUCUCUUCUUUCCUUACUAGGAUUGUAUUUUUUUUCAUUCCGUUGUAUUCCGCAUUUCCCUUUUUAAUGAAUAAAAGUUUACUUUUAAAAUUCUAAAGUUUACUUUUAAUUUUUUUUUGUUAAUGUCAAAAGGGGGAAGGUAUCAAGGUUAUGCAUAAAUUGAGGGGGAAUUU